CCUUUACGUAUUGACGUCAUCGCAUCGCUUCUUCCGCUGCCGGCAGAGUGGACGUGAGGAAGAGAAGAAAAAGCAGAAGAGGAACAAACGUCGAAACGAGCGCAGGUUGUUUGUUUUUAUGAGAAACAUUUCCCGCUGAGAAGAGUAAAAGCUCCAAGUUCGAGAACCGCGAAAGAACACCGGCUGCAGGUGACCGACGAUGGCUGUGAACGUGUACUCGACCUCAGUGACCAGCGACAACUUAAGUCGCCAUGACAUGCUCGUGUGGAUCAACGAGUCUCUACAGAUGAACCUCACCAAGAUAGAAAUGCUGUGCUCAGGUGCUGCUUACUGCCAGUUCAUGGACAUGCUGUUUCCCAACUCUGUGCCUUUGAAGAAAGUGAAGUUCGGGGCCAAGCUCGAGCACGAGUACAUCCACAACUUCAAGCUUCUGCAGGUGGCCUUCAAAAAGAUGGGCGUCGACAAAAUCAUUCCGGUGGACAAACUGGUGAAGGGGAAGUUCCAGGAUAACUUCGAGUUCGUACAGUGGUUCAAGAAGUUCUUCGACGCCAACUACGACGGAAAGGAGUACGACCCCGUGGAGGCGAGACAGGGGCAGGACGCCAUGCCCACGCCCAACCCCGCCACGUCAGCCCUCAACAAACCACCCAAAAAGGCCCUCAAUCAAGCUCCUCAGAGGCCCCCCGUGGCUAAGGUGGCGCCCAAGGUGGCUCCGGUCAGUGCGAAGAAGGCGGGGACGGGAGGAAACGACGAGGAGGUGGCUGAGCUCAUCAAUGAGAUGGAGAUGCUGAAAUCCACCAUCCAGGACAUGGAGAAGGAGAGAGACUUUUAUUUUGGAAAGCUGAGGAACAUCGAGCUGAUCUGCCAGGAGAAGGAAGGCGAGGGCGACCCGACGCUGCAGAGGAUCGUCGACAUCCUCUACGCCACAGACGAGGGCUUCGUCAUACCGGACGCUGAGGAUCAGGAGGAGUUUUAAUAUUCAAGACUGCAGCAACGUUUCUCGUAGACGUCCUCGCCCACCAACCCGCCUCCACACCCCGAUCAAGCCGAGCCUUUGGUUUUUAUAUCCAGCGCUGAACCCGGUCUCAGCUUGACCCCCCCCCCUCCCCCAAAAGUACCUGCUGGACUUCUCCUUCGUCUCGCCUUCGACAAACAUCCUUUACCGCGAAGCCUCGGCCCCGCCUCCCCCUGUUACUCCAUCUUUCCCAAAACCGGAUGGUGCCAACAAACAUAUCUGGUGUUUGUAACGAACUUUGAUUUGAAAACACGGUGAUGAUGUUCUCUGUGUGUGUGUGUCUGUCUGUGUGUGUUUGAAAUGAAACGUGGAGAUCCUCCUCCGCAGACCCGGCCGACCUCCCAAACUAAUCCCGACACAUUCCGAGCGAACCCGCUGAGGGUUUGUGCAGGUUUAGUCUGGGACGCGGCGCCGCCGGCUCGUCUGCUGGCCUUCUUCCACCAUCUUUAUUUGUGCUGAGCUUUUGUAAAUUGAUGCUCCUGUUCUUCACGCCUCCCACCUCUCUCCACUGGUUGUGUUUUUGUGUUUGGCACGUGUUGUUCACCUUUCUGAUCGCAGCCACGUCAGCGCAGAGAUUUUUCCCUCACACUGAAAAUGUUCCUGGUAGCACAUCGGACACGUCAGGCUUCCUAACAAACUGCAGGACGUGUUUGCGUUUGGCAGCCUUCUGAUCAACACGACAAUGUUUAGUAAAAAAGAACCAAACCAGAUUGCUUUGUCUGUUUCCUGCAGCGGCCCUUACACAUCAUGGAAAAUCCAAAUGCUGUGCGCUCCAGGGCAGAGGGUGGGGUACCUCCACCCUCAGGCUGUGCUGUCACUGACUCCGCCCCUCUGAUGCACUCGCUGUAACCUUAAACGACCCCCUCUUUGGUUUGCACAGUAGUCAGCUCGUCUUCAAUCUGUGCGCGCGGUUUAAAAGCCUGUCCGGCUCUUUCGGGCUCGCGGCCGAUUGGGUCUGUCUGCGGACGCUCCCUGUUAGAGUUCGGCGUGUCCUGCGUCGGGGUUUAAGCGUAUUGCUUAGCGUGCUGAAGGAAGCGCGUGGGAAUCACUGCGAGUCUGCAUACACGUCCCUGCAGCGCUGUCGUGGGUCUGACUGGAGCCCAGUUUCUGAAAUGUUCCAUCGAUGGCCUUAAUCUUUCUUUCUUUACUGUGUGUGUGUGUGUGUGUGUGUGUGUGUGUGUGUGUGCACUGUUUGUGCGUUUACUGUCAGUCUGGAGGUCGUUGUGGGGAAACGCUCGGCGUCCGUCUUCCAUCAAACGCUCCCAAAAGUGUCCGGCUGAGGCUCGGUCCGCUCUCCUGCUUGUUGCCUUCAGCGUCUCCGAUCUUUUCGUUUCUCCAUCUUUUUCAGAAUGUAUUUUCUGGAAGAGCGGGCGGAGCCUCGGAGCCUCGGGGCGGGGUUACCGGCUAGUUUUUUGGUCUGUGCUGCAGCACGUGUUGCUUUCGGACCCGAGGAGGAAAACUGAAGUAGUCUCCUAGUUUAAGUUGUAGUCUGGCUUCUGAUUAAUGCGACUGAUGUGAAAGUUCAUAAAGGCACAAAAGCAGGUUUGAAAGCUCUGCAGGGAUCUCUCUUUCCAGAAGAAUGUGAUCCACGCAAAAGAAAAAGCACUCGUGAGCCGUUUUAUGCAGGAACUAUUUCCCUCUGCCGUCUCCAUCCGCCGGUUACAGCUCUCUCACGGGCGGAGGGACCCGAGUGUGGUUUUGGGUUUCUUUCUGGAAAGAGACAUUUCUGCAUUCUUGAAAAAAAUCAACGAACUUUUUAAUUUUUUAUUUGUUUGCGUUUCUUUUUUUUCUAAUUUUAUUUUUUGCGUGUGCCGUUUAGCUCCGUCAUAGUGACGAGUGGGCGGAGUUAAAACAGGCGGAUCAGAAGCCCUGGCGGCCGGGCAGAGGUGGUGGAGAUGGGUGGGGGUGAAGACAAUUAAACAUUAAACUUUACGUGAACUGUAUUUUGGCACGUUUGUCCGAAUGAAUUUGUUGAAACUUUUGCUGGCGUCACGUUAAAGCUGGUGGCGUGAGGAACUGGAGGCGGAGCUUCCCUAGAGACUGACCCCAUUAAGGCCCGCCCCUCCAAACCAGUAAAAACCUUCAGUAAAAUUCACACGAAGCUCUGAACUGUUAGGAAAAAAACACGUCGGCGUGGAACUGUGACUUUCUGUCUAAAUCUUGUUUUGAGGGGAUUAGAGGAGCAGGAAGUGAGCUUGGGUUUGGUCUAAAGAAUGCUCGUCUGUGCUCGGAGGUAUUUGAUGUUGAACCGAAACAGCAACAGCAUGGCGGCAUUGCUGCGUCCACACUUACCGCUGUCUUCAGUAGCAUAAACGUCUUCUUCAGCCGCUGACCCUCCGCCAUGUUGGGCUCUCAGCAGCACAGCGUUGGUAGAAAAGAGGUAAUGGUUCUAUUCUUCCACCCCUGUGGUCCCAGUAGCCACUCCAGAGCUGGUACGGAGCAUCUUCACCUGGACACAGCUGCUCUGUUCUUGGAGAACCUCUGAGGGCGAGGUCCCAGCAUCACGCUGGUGGAAGAGCGGCGUUACUUCCUCCGCACUGCCAACAUCAGGUGAUCAGGUUACCGGCGCUUCUGUCUUUGUGCUGAGAGUUUUUUUUUUUCACUUCUGAACGCGGACUGCGGUCUGCUGGAACGAUAAUAAGUGUGUCACUGUAAGCGUUAGAAGGACUGUGGUGGUGUUUCAUGUCUGACUGGUACAGAACGUGUCUGAGCGAAGGGAAAUACUCGCUUUAAAGGUAAUGAUGCUUGACUGACCUCUGACCUCUCUCCCCUUUUAACGCUCUGUGCCGAUAAGCGUGCACGCCGCGGGCCAAGCGGCACCCGAGUCUUCUCUGUCCGGGCUUCUCUGUGUUUGUUAUACUUCUUUAAUAAAGUUUCGUACAGACAAUAAAACAGUAUUUCCA
Molecule: messenger RNA, 3918 nt
Organism: Haplochromis burtoni (Burton's mouthbrooder)
Lineage: Eukaryota; Metazoa; Chordata; Actinopteri; Cichliformes; Cichlidae
Product: microtubule-associated protein RP/EB family member 1
Exons: 7
Coding region: 200-976 (258 amino acids)
Biological process (GO): regulation of microtubule polymerization or depolymerization; spindle assembly; protein localization to microtubule plus-end
Cellular component (GO): microtubule plus-end; microtubule organizing center; spindle midzone
Molecular function (GO): microtubule plus-end binding
Source: RefSeq, a predicted model, not a curated record